Mus caroli (Ryukyu mouse) is the source of this 3033-nucleotide messenger RNA. RefSeq names its product MAP6 domain containing 1 (gene Map6d1). Gene Ontology annotation, cellular component: cis-Golgi network; microtubule; Golgi-associated vesicle. Gene Ontology annotation, biological process: microtubule cytoskeleton organization; regulation of microtubule cytoskeleton organization; cytoskeleton-dependent intracellular transport. The record is from RefSeq and is a predicted model, not a curated record. Gene Ontology annotation, molecular function: calmodulin binding; microtubule binding. NCBI's taxonomy places the organism in Eukaryota, Metazoa, Chordata, Mammalia, Rodentia, Muridae.
CCGAGCGGCAUGGCGUGGCCCUGCAUCAGCCGGCUGUGCUGCCUGGCCCGGCGAUGGAACCAGCUGGACCGCUCGGACGUAGCGGUGCCGCUGACUCUGCACGGUUACUCGGACCCCGGGAGCGAGGAGCCGGGCGCAGACUGCAGCGUCUCGCGCGGGAACCCGUCGGUCGCAGGAGCGCGGGAGUCCAGCCGCGCUGUGCCGCUCACCCAGUACCAGCGCGAUUUCGGUGUGCGAACCGCGCGCGCCGGGUCCCGGGAUGCGGCUCAAGAGCGCCCACCGGGGCCGGGCGGCCGCAGAGGCCAGUCCUCGGCGCCCCCCACCCGGACGGUCUACGUGCUGCCGGUCGGGGACGCGGACGCAGCUGUAGUAGCGACCACGUCUUAUAGACAGGAAUUCCAAGCUUGGACUGGAGUGAAGCCCUCAAGAUCCACAAAGGCAAGAACAGCCAGAGUCAUCACAACUCACAGCUCCGGAUGGGACCCCAGCCCUGGGGCCAGCUUCCAGGUUCCAGAGGUGAGGAAAUUCACACCUAAUCCCUCAGCCAUCUUUCAGACAUCAGCUCCUCAGACUCUCAAUGUGUGACCAGUGGAAGCCAUGGUUGGGAAAGCCGAGCACAGCCAGACCUACCAGGUGGAGUCCUGGCCUGCUCCUUUGCUUACAGCAGCAUGGCUGCUGGCUCUGGGCAUGGCGUGGUGUGGAGGCAAAGGGACAGGACACCACCAGCUGCACUCAAGCCUCCCCAUCUGUCCUCCAGUGGUGGCAGGGAGGGAGACUUUCUUGUCUUCUAAAUUGCCAUUUGACAUCCUUCACUUCUUAAAUCUGAUGAUCAAUUCAGCUGUGACCUGAACAGCUCCAGACUAAGAAAGGUGCACACUACCAAGUCCUUGGUAUGUCGGUUUCACACUUUGGAUGGUUUCCCCAAGAUGCAUGUUAUUAUUUAUUUAUUUACUUAUUUUUGAUGAUGUAUGAUAGUAUCCAGGCUGUAUCCUCAUCUUUUUGCAGUUACUCGCGUGCUUACCAUUAAGAAAUUUAGCUCAGCAGUGGUGGCACAUGCCUUUAAUCCCAAUGGAGGGAGACAAAGGCUGAUCUCUGUGAGUCUGAGACCAGCCUGGUCUACAGAGCGAGUGACAAGACAGCCAGAGCUACACAGAGAAACCCUGCCGCAAAACAAAUGGGGAGGGGGUAUCAAUAGGUUGCCAGGAGUAAUGCCUUUAACCCCAGCACUCUAGAGGCAGAGGCAGAAGGAUAUCUGAACUCAUUGCCUUCCUGAUCUACAUAGCAAGUUCCUGGAGAGCCAAGGCUACACACCCAAUUUCAAGACAACAAAAAUCUUUAGGGAGUUUAUGUGUGUGUGUUUUAAUAUAUAAUCACUCGCACACAACUCUCAUGGUAGUGAUAUGUGUCCAGGGAGAUCAUCCAUGUCAAUCUCAACCAUGUAAUUUCUUUAUAGCUAAGAUCCUGUUUCAAGGAAACAAUUCCUAGGGUGAGUGGAACCUUGAAAGCACGAAUGGCAUUCACCCCAUUUUACUAAUUUCAGUUGUCCCCCCUCAACACAAGGAUAGAAGGGACUACCCUGCAUACUCCCGAGGAGCUGGAAGCAUCGCCUAUAGAGCUUUAGGCUCCCCAACUCUGGUUAGCUACUUACUACCCUGCUGAGGGGAUAACACAUCCUGUCUUUGGUAAACUCAUCUCCAUAAAUUCCAGCCAGCACGCCUGUGUGGAACAAGCCCAUUCCCCUUUGCACACCCCUUCAAACACUGGAAAGAGCCUGAGAGGUUUGGCACAGUGUCUGGUAAGACACUGGACUUCCUUGUGGUUCUCUUUUCUUCCCAGGCUCUCCCCAUGGGAGCAUCUAGUUCUGAUGGUGUUUCAAAGCCAUGGCUGAGGAAGCAGUUCAGACCUCCCACACAACAUCCCCUCAGAGGUGCUAGCAGGCCCAGCCUCCCUCUUACCAACCAUAUGCAUACGCCAAGGAUCCUCUAGAUUUGUCAGCUUGCAUGCUCAGUGUUCCUAAGAGGGAAACGAUUGCCUGCUGGGCAGAUUAACAAUUUACUAAAAUGCAAAAAUGUGCUUCAGCAACUUGUUAUAAACACAGGCAUAUUCUCUCCCAUCCCUGUGGCCUCCCAAUAAUGGCCGUAAUAUAGUGUAACUUCGCUAAUAUCCUUGAAGCUUGUGAACUCCAAACCCUUCUUGCUCAGGGCUGCAGGUGUUACCUUCUUUCCACUUCAGCUUUCCUGCAUUCUUAAGUGGGAAAGGGGCCAUCUGUGCCACUGCUGCUUCCUCACUGGCAGGGACAGUGAGCACUUCCACUUCUGCACCUGAAAGUGAGGCUGCUAUUACCUAUACCCUGCUGGCUUGUUAGGACAUCCUCCGGAAAGCCAGCCAAGCAUGGCUCCUCAAUAGUCCUUUCCACUUUAACUCUUCCAGGUACCUCUUGGACCUGCUGUAGCCACUGGCAUGCCCCAGCUAAAAGCCUCUAGCUGUACACUGCUUAGUGACCACACCACAUGUCCAGCAACCCCCAGCCCCUGCAUUCACUCUUGGUGUAGAGAUGCAUGACCUCAGCCGUGUGCCACAAAGCUCUUCUCACCAGUCCUCCUGAGAAAUGAAAACCUGCCCUUAGGAAGUCCCUCCUCAUUGCAGAUCUGAGUAUGGUCACAUGGUUCCACGAGCAACCAAGAAGCCACCAAGGCCAAUGUCAGCCUUGUUCUCUUAGUCCUGAGUCCACCUUACACACAAUGUGCACAAAGACCAGAAAAAUACACUGGAGGAUGAGCAGGGCUCAUCUCUGAGAAGGGAGUGUGUAUAUGGCGUUCUGUGUACGUGUGUAUUCCUGUAUGUAUGGGGUGUGUGUUCAUGGAUGUGCAGGCGCGUGUAGAGGACAGAGGACAGAGUAUUUUUCAGGUACCCUUCAUUUUCUCACUGGCCCAGGGCUCGCCAAGUAGCUUAGGCUGCUUGUAUAGCAAGCCUCAAGUGAUCUGCCCAUCUCUGCUGCCUCUCCAGUGCUCAGAUUUUAAGUGUGCACCACCA